This is a messenger RNA of Rhodamnia argentea, 1264 nucleotides long. RefSeq names its product lichenase-like. Gene Ontology annotation, biological process: carbohydrate metabolic process. Gene Ontology annotation, cellular component: plasma membrane. Lineage: Eukaryota; Viridiplantae; Streptophyta; Magnoliopsida; Myrtales; Myrtaceae. Bases 65 to 1177 code for a protein of 370 amino acids. Gene Ontology annotation, molecular function: hydrolase activity, hydrolyzing O-glycosyl compounds. The record is from RefSeq and is a predicted model, not a curated record. The transcript has 2 exons.
GGUUCAGUUCAGACCAUAGUCCAUCAUCCUAGGUUCCUUCCUUGCCUUCUUUCUGUCUCUUCACAUGGCUAAAACUGUCUCCAUGGCGGGCGGUUGCUCACCGGCUCCUAACGUUUGUCUUCUGGGACUCCUGAUAGCCAACCUUUGCAUGGCAGGUGUGCAAUCCGUAGGAGUUUGUUAUGGGAUGCUCGGGAACAACCUACCGCCGGCAUCACAGGUUGUCGACCUCUACAAGGCUCACGGCAUCAAGCAAAUGAGGAUCUACGACCCCAAUCCGGCAGCUCUGCAAGCCCUGAGAGGCUCGAACAUCGAGCUCAUCCUAGGCGUCCCCAACGCGGGCCUCCAAGCCCUGGCUUCUAACCCUGCCGAAGCGAACACGUGGGUACAGAGGAACGUGAAGAACUACUCGCCGGGCGUCAACUUCCGCUACAUCGCCGUCGGCAACGAGGUGAGCCCCGUCAACGGAGGCACCGCGCAGUACGCCAAAUUCGUCCUCCCCGCGAUGAAGAACAUACAGGGCGCGCUCAGAUCGUCCGGCCUGCAGAACCAAAUCAAAGUCUCCACCGCCAUCGACAUGACCCUGAUAGGGAACUCCUACCCUCCAUCCCAGGGUGCGUUCAGAGGGGACGUGAGGUCCUACUUGGACCCAAUCAUCAGUUUCCUGGCGAGCGCCAACUCUCCAUUGCUGGCCAACAUCUACACCUACUUCAGCUACGCCGGCAACCCCAAAGACAUCAGCUUGCCCUACGCCCUCUUCACCUCCCCGUCGGUCGUCGUCCGGGACGGGAACCGCGAGUACCGGAACCUGUUCGACGCGAUGCUGGACGCGCUGUACUCCGCUCUCGAGAGGGCAGGCGGGGCGGCCCUGCAGGUGGUGGUCUCGGAGAGCGGGUGGCCAUCCGCGGGCGGAGUCGGGACGACGGCCGACAACGCGAGGACGUACAAUGGGAACCUGAUCAAGCACGUGAAAGGAGGCACGCCGAAGCGGCCGAACAGGGCGAUCGAGGCCUACAUAUUCGCCCUGUUCGACGAGAACCAGAAGCAGCCGGAGCUAGAGAAGCACUUCGGGGUGUUCUUCCCAAACAAGCAGCCCAAGUACCCACUCAACUUUGGAGAGGGAAGGAGGACUUGGGAUGUUUAUCACAAUGUCACAACUCCAUCUAAGAGCGACAUGUGAAGCUAAGCAGAUGUGGAGCUUUUGCAUCCCCUAGGAAAAAAAUCUGAAAUAAAGAGAAAUCUCUGGUGGUUUGUUGUGCUGUGACUU